UCUCCCUCUUCUUCUCACUUGGGAUCGCCUUAGAUCAACCCCGUGAUGAUGCUGAGCAGAGCCGUCACCAUGCUGUCGUGCAGCUGCAGGCUGCUGCUGCUGCUGCUGCUGCUGGGCUGCUCCCUGUGCGGAGCCUCCCUGGCCGAGAUGGUGUUCCGCUGCCCGAGCUGCAGCGCGGAGCGCCAGGCGCUCUGCCCGCAGCUCACCGAGCCCUGCGCGGAGAUCGUGCGGGAGCCGGGCUGCGGGUGCUGCCCCGUGUGCGCCCGGCGAGAGGGCGAGACGUGCGGCGUGUACACCCCGAGGUGCUCCACCGGUCUGCGCUGCUACCCGACGCCCGACUCGGAGCUUCCCCUGGAGCAACUGGUGCAGGGCCAGGGCCAGUGCCGGCGCAAAGUGGACGUGGAGACGGCCACUUACAGCCAGGAGCACCGGGAGCAGACCAGCGGUGAGGCUGUGGAAUUGCAGCCAGAUCUGGGCGUGAGCGCGAUCCCGACCAUUCGAAAGCCCAGCAAAGAGACGGCCUGGCUCGGGCCCAAAGAGAGCGCUGUACGCCAGCACAGGCAGGAGAUGAAGACCAAAAUGAAGACCAACAAGGUGGAAGAGGUGAAGUCUACUCGGCCCAAACAGACUCUGUGUCAGCAGGAGCUCGACCAGGUUCUGGAGCGGAUAUCCAAGAUGCCCUUCAGAGAUAACCGAGGUCCCCUGGAAGACCUGUAUGCCCUGCAUAUCCCCAACUGCGACAAGAGGGGGCAGUAUAACCUCAAACAGUGCAAGAUGUCGCUCCAUGGUCAGAGGGGCGAGUGCUGGUGCGUCGACCCACACACCGGCCGAUCCAUCCCAUCGGCGCCAACUGUGAGGGGAGACCCCAACUGCAGCCAGUACCUCAGAGAGCUGGAGCUGGAGCUCCCCGGCACGGCCCAGAUCUAGUGUGGCAUGACAAAACAAAACUGUAAAAGUACUUGGGAACAAAGAACAUCUCAGUAAGCUAUAAGCUAUAUCUUUUUGUGUUUUAUGUCUCUAGUUCAUUUGAUGACGUUUGAAAUCUUAACCACCAAAAAGGAUUACAUGAUAGAAUCCGACUCAUUGCAUAAGAUAUAAGUGCAGAUUCUAGUAAAGAUUAGAUUCCUUUCCUCGCUGGCUUUAAAGCUGGAGUGUCAGUAACGCUGCUUUAGUAAUUGUGACUUUGCUUAUUUUGUGCUUGUUUUAAGUAUUUUUUGUUAUUUUUGUGUUUAGAAUUUUGAAAAAGAAAGAUCUGUUGGAUGUUUUUAGGUGUGUUUCCAUGCUCUCGCUUGCAGACUACUGUGGCACCUCAUGCUAUAUUCUCGGCUUUGAGUAUGCCUGGCUUUUCAUACAGUGUUGAAAAUAAAAUGUACUGUAGUACAUGUUGGGAGUGGUAAAUGUUCGGCAAAAGGACAUGACAUCGUAAAAAGAUGCAAAUAAAAUAAAAUGUAUUCAAUUUGUG
Molecule: messenger RNA, 1462 nt
Organism: Cololabis saira (Pacific saury)
Lineage: Eukaryota; Metazoa; Chordata; Actinopteri; Beloniformes; Belonidae
Gene: igfbp2a
Product: insulin-like growth factor binding protein 2a
Exons: 4
Coding region: 46-927 (293 amino acids)
Biological process (GO): regulation of insulin-like growth factor receptor signaling pathway
Cellular component (GO): extracellular region
Molecular function (GO): insulin-like growth factor II binding; insulin-like growth factor I binding
Source: RefSeq, a predicted model, not a curated record